Ornithorhynchus anatinus (platypus) is the source of this 2587-nucleotide messenger RNA. It is a transcript of the gene OGFOD2, whose product is annotated as 2-oxoglutarate and iron dependent oxygenase domain containing 2. The record is from RefSeq and is a predicted model, not a curated record. Gene Ontology annotation, molecular function: oxidoreductase activity, acting on paired donors, with incorporation or reduction of molecular oxygen; L-ascorbic acid binding; iron ion binding. The transcript is spliced from 7 exons. NCBI's taxonomy places the organism in Eukaryota, Metazoa, Chordata, Mammalia, Monotremata, Ornithorhynchidae. Bases 49 to 1116 code for a protein of 355 amino acids.
CCUCGGCGGCGGGAGGGCAGCCGUUGCUGCUGCCGUUGAGGUUGGGCCAUGGCGGCGGCCCGGCCCCCGCGCUUCUUCCGCUGCUCCUGCUUCUGCAGCGAGAACCUCUUUCUGCCGCGUUACCGCCUGCACGUGCGCUUCCGCGGGGAGCAGCAGCUGCGCCGAGACUACGGCCCGAUCCUGAGGAGCCUUGGCUGCAGGAGCCCUGAGGACUUUCAGCAGGUUUUGAUCGAGCUCGAGAAAGAAGUCCAGAGGAGAAAAGAGCUUGCCCGACAGUCCGUGCAGAGGAAAGCCGUCAUCUCCCAGCACUAUCGACCGGCUCAUCCAGAGCUUUAUGUUUUACAGGAGUGGUUUCUGGCACCAGAGUUUCUGGCGACGGUCCGGUACUGCAGGUCUCCGGGUGCCAACCUCCCAGGCCUCCUGCAGCACAUCGAUUCCCUCUCAGGAGAGAAGAGGAUCUACCGGCUGCCAGUGUUCACGGCCGCCUUCUGCCGGGCCUUUGUCGAGGAGCUGGAGCACUUCGAGCAGUCUGAGAUGCCCAAGGGUCGCCCCAACACCAUGAACAACUACGGGGUACAGGCGUGGAAGGAGGUCCUGUUGCACGAGCUGGGCCUAGACGCCUCCCUGGUCACCCCUCUGCGAGAGCAGUACCUGCAGCCCCUGGCGGCUCUGCUCUACCCCGACUGUGGGGGCCGCCAGCUGGACAGCCACCGUGCUUUUGUGGUCAAGUACUCUCUGCAGGAGGACCGGGACCUCAGCUGGCACUAUGACAACGCAGAGGUCACCCUCAACGUGUCCCUCGGGAAGGACUUCUCCCAGGGCAACUUGAACUUCGGAGGCCUACGGCAGGUUCCAGGUGUCGUUCCCCAGGGCCUGGAGGUGGAACACGUGGUCACACGAGGCCUGCUGCACCGAGGAGGCCAGAUGCACUGCGCCCUGCCCGUGGCGGCCGGGGAGCGCUGGAACCUCAUCAUCUGGAUGAGGGCGUCCGCCGUCCGCAACCGACUCUGCCCCAUGUGCGGCUGCACCCCUGACCUGGUGGACGACGAGGGCUUUGGGGACGGCUUCACGAGAGAAGAGCCCUCCGGGACAGUGGACGUCUGCUCCUUGACGUGAUGCAGCUCGGGCAGGGGCCGGGGCUAGGAAAGGCAGCAUGAGUCUGGCCUGAAGCGGCCCCCUCAGCAACGGGAACAGAUCUGGGGGCACAAGAGAGGGCGGCUGAAAGCCCAAAAAGUGUGACCUCAGUGGCUCCAGGACCUUAUUUCGGGGUCUGGCUGGGCACCAAAGAAAGAGUUUUUCUACUACGUCCCCGCCCAAGGCUCCCCACCUCAUCAGAAGGAUCUGGAGACUGGUCUCGGGAAUCGGUUUGCCUAGUCGGUUUGUGAGUCAGUAAACAUCCCGGCUUGGCUCUCGUCUCCCCAGAAAGGCACAGAAACUCCGGCCUCAGUUCAGGAAGACUGAAGGGAUGUCCCGGCCAUCCCUGGCCCGCUGCCGGGCUCACUUGGGAGGGACCUCUCUCUCCAUUCUAGGGAAGUCAGUGUCUCAAGGAGGCUGAUGUCUUGAAGUUAUCCCACCCUUUCAGAGCUCGGCUGUCUCUCCCAGAGCCCCUCGUUCUGUGGGGUGUCUCUCCGUGCCCUCUGCCAGGCCCAUGAAGGUGCUGGGUCCAGUCAUUUUUAGGGUCAGGCUACCGCCUUGCCAACCUUCCCAGCCAAAGCAGGGUUGGGAGCUGAAAGGAGCUGCCCUGGCCUGGUGCUCAUAGGGCUACAGGGGAAGGCUCAGGGAUUGGGAUAAAGGGAGAGAUGACAAGCAGUAGGAACCAGAGGGAAUAGGACAUAGAGGGAAAGGAAUCCGAGCUACGGGGUGGGCAAGAAGGGAAAGUUUAGAGACAGAUGAAAAGGAAUCCCCAGUCAGAUGCCAGAGAGGCUUUGAGAUUUCAGUCCUAGGAUGUCAAAUGCUUCCACUCGGGUUCUCAGUUUCAUUCACUGAUGCCAGACUCAGUAUACACCGAGACUUUCCCGGAGACUUCUCCGCCACCAGUGAUUAUGGAUUAAUUCCGCAAACCUGCAGGGCUAAUGACGUGCAGGAAGGCACUGUCUGAGUUCCCAGGCCUUGCUUUCUGAUUUUCUUGUUCAUUCCGAGCAGCUCCAGUGUAGCUGUGGUAUUUUGCCUUGGAGAAGUUAUCAGUAUUUGUACAGUGCUGAAUUGUUUUGCACAUGAAGAAACUCGUUCUGACUUGCAGUUGGAAAACAUGCCAUCGCGAUCCACCUGGCUUUAGACAGUGAUUAUUUAUCUUUUGAAGCCGGCCUGGGCUCAGGCGUUUCUGAGUUUGCGGCAGGAACCUGCAUGGCAGGGCGCAACCUUUCAUCAGGAGCAGCUUUUCACUUCCAUGGAAAAAAACCUGCUCCCACCUCCUCCCUCCCUUCACAACUGCAGGCUGCCUCUGCUCUUGCCAGGGUCAGGGAAGGGUGAACUUGGUGGGAGUAAGGGUUACUCAUACGUCACUUACCCUAGUUGCUUCACGGGGAUAAUACUUGCCUCAGAAAGGAAUUGUGAUGAUCUGGAAAAAUAAAAGUUGUAAAAUGUUCAA